GUUUACACUCGUCUGUAAGCGGCGUGUCAGUGUGGAAGGUGAUUAGGAGACUGUUUUCUGACUGAAUGACAGCCUGCUGACAAUAACCAUGUGGCGCAAAUUGUUCGCCUCCGUCCCUGCUUUCCGGCUUCUGAAAGCGCCCUGCAGGAGUUUCAAAAGCAGCAGGAGAUCUGACAAGGACGUAUUUGAAGAACUGGAGGAUCAGUUCCGGGCGUUUCGGAAAAAAGCUGUGAAGGCGAUGCCCGGCAGUGACUGGAGCCCGUUUGAGCUGACGCCCGGCCUGCCUCCUGAGAGGGCCGAUGUGGUGAUUAUUGGAGGCGGCGUCGUGGGAUGGUCCAUUGCAUACUGGAUAAAGAGGAAAGAGAGAACGAGGGGUGCUCUGAGGGUGGUGGUUGUGGAGAAAGACCCUACUUAUUCUCAGGCUUCAACUGUGCUGUCAUGUGGUGGAAUCCGACAGCAGUUUUCCCUGAAAGAAAAUAUCCUGCUGUCACUGGAAUCUGCUGAUUUCUUGAGGAACAUUAAUAAGCAUCUGUGGGUGGUAAACGAAGACCCCGUCGAUCUGCAGUUUAACCAUUCGGGAUAUCUCUUCCUCGCCAGUGAAAAAUCAGCCCAUGUUAUGGAGGAAAACUACAGUACACAAAGAUACGCUGGUGCAAAGGUGGUCCUCCUGUCGCCGUCUCAGCUGAAGGAGCGAUUCCCCUGGAUGAACACAGAGGGCGUCGCUCUGGCUUCUCUUGGACUAGAGAACGAGGGCUGGUUUGACCCCUGGUCUCUGCUGAACGCUUUCAGACGCAAGGCCUUGUCUAUGGGAGUCUAUCAGUGCUUCGGAGAAGUCACAGGUUUCAGGUACACCACACAGAUCGCAGAAGUUGCAGAGGGAGACUUUGUUGAUUUCAGAAGGAUAAAAUGUGUCAAUGUACGGAUGCCCAACAGUCUGGAGUAUCAGCCGGUUGAGUGCCCGGUUGUGGUAAACGCAGCGGGUGCAAACUCAGGGAAGAUUGCUGCCAUGCUGGGCAUCGGAUUGGGUCCAGAGGAAUCCGUAUCUGGUAUUCCAUUUCCUGUGGAACCCAGGAAAAGGUUUGUUUAUGUGGUUCAUUGUCCUGAUGGACCGGGCUUGGACACUCCGUUUCUGAUCGAUUAUUCAGGGGUUUACCUGAGGCGAGAGGGACUGGGAGGAAAUUACAUCACAGGAAUGUCACCAGAGGAGUCAGAAGAACCGGAUAUUAGUAACCUGGAUGUGGACCAUGAGUUUUUUCAAGAGAAGGUCUGGCAUCAUCUGGCUCACCGAAUUCCUGCGUUUGAGAAACUGAAGGUUUCGAGCGCGUGGGCUGGAUUUUACGACUACAACACCUUUGAUCAGAACGGUAUUUUAGGACUGCACCCUCUAGUGGCCAACAUGUACUUCGCCACAGGCUUCAGCGGUCACGGUUUACAGCAGUCUCCUGCGGUUGGACGCGCCAUCGCUGAGCUCAUUCUGGACAGAGGAUAUAAAACCAUCGACCUCAGUGCUUUUGGCAUCAAACGGAUCAUCAAGAAGAAGCCCAUACUGGAGAGAAACAUUGUGUGAGGAAGACGGUAUGUGUUCAGAGGAGCAGGGAAACUCACUGGAGAAACGCAAUUGAUGUUUCAGCUGGAUGAGUUUGGUGACUGAAACUUAGAUUAGUGGGAGAUUAAAGGGUUAGUUCACUCAAAAAUGAAUUCUAUUUUUAAUUAUUCGCCUUUCAAUUCCCCAAUACCUUUUGACAUUGUCAGAACAAAAAUGAGGCAGCAUGGUGGCUCAUUGGUUAGUACUGUUUACAGUUUACCCCACAGUCCAAAGACAUGCGCUAUAGGUGAAUCGGGUAAACUAAAUUGUCUGUAGUCUAUGAGUGUGUGUGUAUGGGGGUUUCCCAGUAAUGGGUUGCAUCUGGAACGGCAUCUGCUGUGUUAUACAUAUGCCGUAAUAGUUGGCGGUUCAUUCCACUGUGCGAUCCCUGAUUAAUCAGGGACUAAGCUAGAGGAAAAUGAAUGAAUGAGAACACAAAUGAAGAUAUUUUAAUCUCUGAUCCUCCAUAGACAGUCCUGAGACACCUUCAAAUGUGACUUCAGUGGUUCAACUGUAAUCAUAUGAAGCUCAGAGAACAGUUUUGUGAGCCAAAACAACUUUUAAAACUACUUUAUUCACCGAUGUUGCCCAUGUCAGGUCCCCUUGCACAUUUUAGGGAUGUUCCAAUAGUCUUUUUCUCUUCCCAAUUCCGAUACCUGAGCUCAGGGUAUCGGCCGAUACCGGAGUGUGUAUCUGUAGAAACAGUUGUCUACACUACUACUAGGCCUGUAUAAAUUGACAAAUAAUUUACGGUGUGCUUCAGACCUAUAAACUAAAUGUAAUAAUAAAUAUAAAAUUCAAAUAUAAACAAAUACAUACAGUGAACUAGAGUAUUUUUAUUAUCUGACAUUUUUAUUAUCAGCCAUUCAACAGUAAUAUGAUUUACUAUACUUUACUGAAACAAGUUGAGCCAUGAAUCAAACACUGUAAACUAAAGCGUUUUACAGUAUAACUGUAUAAACAUUUGGUGCAAAAACGAAAGAGAGAAAAGUACAGUAUGGAAAAAUAACCUCUUUGAAACUUAAAAUUCUGAUUUAUUUUUAUAUAAAAAUAGUGUGAUACCCUCUUCUUCACUGCUGUAGCAGUGGUUGUUGUGGGCAUAUGUCUCAAUUAAAAUGAUGGUAUCGGAUUGGUUUAUGGUUUCAAAUUAAAAAAAAAAAACGUAAAAGCAAUUUAAUUGCCUAUAUUGAUUAGAUCUUAGCAAAGAGUUGCAUUCUGCAUAGUAAAUGUGCUAGAGUUGUUCAGAAAUACUCGCUGAUACUGUAAAAAUUUUGGCAUCGUUAUCGGCGAGCAUUUUCUGAUCAACUUUAGCUAGCACAUUUACUACACAGAAUGCAACUCUUUGCUAAGAUGUAGGCGAUUAUGUUGCUUUUACGUUUGUUUGUUUUUUUUUGGUGCACAAGUGUUUUUUAUGAUUAUACUCCAACCACUAAAGUCACAUUGAAUGUUUUGACAAAAAUACUAUAGUGUUUUUGAGCCAUACUAUAGUAAAUUACUUGAAUUAAUAUGUUGUUCAUUAAUUUUCUUUUUAGCUUAGUCCAGGGGUGUCCAAACUCGGUCCUGGAGGGCCGGUGUCCUGCAGAUUUUAGCUCCAACUUGCUUCAACACACCUGCAAGAAUGUUUCCAGAAAGCCUAGUAAGAGCUUGAUAAGCUAGGCCAGCUGUGUCUGAUUGGGGUUGGAACUAAACUUUGCAGGACACCGGCCCUCCAGGAUCGAGUGUGGACAUCCCUGGCUUAGUCCCUUUAUUAAUCCGGGGUCGCCACAGCGGAAUGAACCGCCAACUUAUCCAGCACGUUUUUGCGCAGCGGAUGCCCUUCCAGGAAAUCUCUGGGAAACAUUCGCACACACUCAUUCACACACACUCUGACAAUUUAACCUACCCAAUUCACCUGUACCACAUGUCUUUGGACUGUGGGGGAAACAGGAGCACCAGGAGGAAACCCACACGACAUGCAAACUCUACACAGAAAUGCCAACUGACCCAGCCGAGGCUCGAACCAGCGACCUUCUUGCUGUGAGGCGACAGCACUACCUACUGCGCCACUGCGUCGCCUAAUAUGUUGUUGUAAUUGCAUAUUUGCCAUGGUUACAACAAAUAUUGUAAUAUAAAUGGUAAAUUAUACCAAUGCUGUACUGUUUACUCCAACUAUUUAAGAACACAGCACAGUUUACUGUAGUAAAAACUAAAGUAUAUUAUUGUAUUUAUUACAGAUUAUCAGGUAAUACUUCACUUUACUAUAGUAUUCAUUCAUUUACCUUCGGCUUAGUUCCUGUAUUAAUCAGUGGUCACCACACCGGAAUGAACCACAAACUUAUCCUGCAUAUGUUUUACACAGCGGAUGCCAUUCCAGCUGCAAGCCAUCUCUGGGGAAACCCCCAUACACAUUCAUACACUACAGCAAAUUUCAUUCAUUCAUUCAUUCAUUUUCUUUUCGACUUAGUCCCUUUAUUAAUCAGGGGUCACCACAGCGGAAUGAACCGCCAACUUAUCCAGCAUAUGCGGAUGUCCUUCCAGCUGCAACCCAGUACUGGGAAACACCCAUACACACUCAUUCACACUCAUACACUACAGCCAAUUUAGUUUAUUCAAUUCACCUAUAGUGCAUGUGUUUGGACUGUAGGAGAAACCCACGCCAACACGGGGAGAACAUGCAAACUCCACACAGAAAUGCCAACUGACCCAGUUGGGACUCGAACCAGCGACCAUCUUGCUGUGAGGCGACAGUGCUAACCACUGAGCCACCGUGCUUUACUAUAGUAUGGUUUAAAAACACUAGUGUUUUUUCAUGUGUGUUUUUCUGAACGUCUGACCAUUUGCUGUGUAUGGAGGAUGAGAGAGCUCUCUGAUUUCAUCUGAAAUAUCUUCAUUUGUCUUCUGAUGAUGAAUGAAGGGAAACUGAAAAGGCAUGACGGGUAGUAAUUGACAGAAUUGAGAUCGUGAACGAACCCUUUAAAGUGUUAAAUGCUGCUGUAGUUUCAACCAAAUUUACCGUGCAAAAAUCAUUGCAAAACCUCACAGCAGAGAUCCAGAAAUUCAGUUGCAUCUUUGAAUUUGCAUAUAUUUGAAUAUGCAUAUGACAGAUUCACCUUUCAGACUGUUUUUAGGUCGCCAUAUUCGUAAUGUUUCAGAAAUGAACACCAAAAAUAAUCAUAAACUUUAAAAGUUUGUCUUAAAAUCGAAUCAGACCUCAUGGACUGAGAUUUAUAAAUGUGUACAUUUUAUUGCUUGUUAAUAUUGAAUGUGAAAACACAUAAAUAUUGUGGAAGACCACCAACAAAAAUCUGUUUUAUUGUUGCGUCAUUUUAUCCGCUUAUUAAGUCGUGAUGUUUCAGUGACGUAUGAAAUACUGUUUCCGGGUCCAAGCCGCUACUCAUUUGAAUUGAGAAAAUAUUCGUUUAUGACCAUAUCACAGUUAUAGUCAUCACAGUUUAAAGUGAACUUGAUAUAAAUCACAGUGUACACAACAGUCUCUGGACUUGCUGCAUCACAAAUACCAAAAUUUUAACAUAUUAUUAAAAAUGAAUCACUUUCUGGCCAUCUGAUAUUAGGCAUGGCUAUAUAUUACGAUCGUGAUUUUCUAGAGUAAUACAUCGCUUUGUAAAUGUUUAUAAUUACCAUUUGAUGAGUCUCCACAUACAGUUUGAUAGAGCGCUUGGACCCGGAAGCCGCUUUGUGUGACGUCACACUUAACCCUUUUCUUUGGGUAUUUAUGUUUUUUUUCUAGAAGGGAAAUCAUGUUUGAGUUUGAUUCUUACCAUCAUUUCAGUUUCUAAUCUGCUGGCUUUUAAAGUAAAUCAACUUCUCGUUUUUAAAUUACCGUUUUUAUUACAUUGCUUUUGUUUCAUACUUUUCUACUGAAUUUGCGUCUGAAAUAUACUUAGCAACUUUUCU
Molecule: messenger RNA, 5479 nt
Organism: Danio aesculapii
Lineage: Eukaryota; Metazoa; Chordata; Actinopteri; Cypriniformes; Danionidae
Gene: foxred1
Product: FAD-dependent oxidoreductase domain containing 1
Exons: 11
Coding region: 89-1567 (492 amino acids)
Cellular component (GO): cytoplasm
Molecular function (GO): oxidoreductase activity
Source: RefSeq, a predicted model, not a curated record